AUGGCCUCACUGUCGGAGGCGUAUUUUCCGUCCCUGGACGAAUGCUUCUCUGGGGACGUCCAGCUCAUAUCUUGGAAAUCGGCUUUUCUACAACUGGCAAAUGCGACAAGAGAUAUAGACAGGUCCGACAGUCUAUACAAAUUUUUGUCUUGUCCGGAAAGCAUACACAUUCUAUCCAAUCCUUUCUGUCCGUUCUCUUCUCCGACCGAACAAUCUAAAUCCGAGUUCCAGUCCAAGACAGCGGCCAUUCAUAUAUCGACAACUUCCCACAGCCCUUGGGAUGUAGAUGAAAUAAAACGCGAUGCAGGGUGGUUAAGCAAGCGCACGCAGAUCGACGAGUUAACUGCGCUUAGAAUAGUCAUUUACGAACGUCAGAAUCGACCCAGUGAUCAGCUCUUGAGCCAAUUUUCCGAGGAGGAAAUUGCAAGCCUUCAAGAGGCCAUUGGGACUGGUAACUUGUCUCAUUCUACAAGAGGAGCGCAGGCUGCCGAGAUUUUGAAAUAUAAGGGAGACCAAAUCCUUGAACCCAUUGGUUUUUCAGCUGAGGCACUGAGGCAGUUCAAGUUAUUCCAGCUAUAUUUGUCUGAAAAGCAGCAUAUCCUCAAAGUUUCCCAACGCCUCUUAUGCGUGGCUUUACGUGGAAGAGUACCUAGCUACCAUGACCCGGUUGUCAAACAGCCUCAAGACGGACGGGUGCAAUCUAUGUUGGAGGAGUUGGCAAAAUCAAUAUUUGGACUCCAAUCUGGGAAGGGGCUUGACGCCGUUUCCGUAAAACAAUGUAUUGAAGCGGUCCGGACCCGAAUCGGUAACUUAGAAGCAGGAAGUGGAUGGCUUCUUCCCGAUGAACCUAAUGUGGAAAUCGAGUUGGUUUGGCAAACGAACGUGCUCGAGGAGCUUAGUCAAGUUCUUCAGUUCCUGGUUUUGCAACUUCAAUUGUCGAAGACCAUUCCAUCUGCAGAACUGCUCCUCUCUUGGCUCCGUUUAAUGGCUAAAUAUGAAUUCCUUGAUAUGCUCUGUCCGACCACGGAGGAGCAAGAAGUAAUUAUCGCUCCUCUCCAGGCGCUCAUUGCAAUAGUGACGCUAUCCUUUGUCAAAAUACGAGCGUCAACCUCAUAUUUUGAAAAAGUGGAUCCCUUGUCCGCAGUUCCCGAUCUUCAGGGUUACAAUACACCUUUUUUUAUGUCUCGCGAUAAUAUCGGCGAAAUUAACGAAAUAUGUUUGAAAGCUGCCAAUGCCUCCUGUGUGAGCGCUGCCCCGAUGAUUUUCUCUUUCGCGGUCGUUAUGUUUUCGGUGAGAGAAAUUGCCCUUGCUACCAAGGAGGAACGUGAACUUCAGCAAGCCCAGCAUGCCGUGGACUCCUUCAAUAGCAAUGCUCCAUCGUCAUCUCCAUCACGGCUUGUAGAGCAAUCUACUUUCGAGGAUAUUUUUGAAAAGGCACGCAACCCAGCCUUUGACGAAGAUUUUGUGAAAUUUUUAGUCACAAGUUCGGUUGAUAAAUGUCAUCUUUUUGACUUCAUCGUUGCCCUUAUCGACAAUAUCAGACCACUCUCUGGUCCUGGGGAUGGUGGGCUGAUAAGUCGUUGGAUAAGAGUGGAACUUUUGGAUCUGAUUCGCGCGAGCGUCGAACAACUGGACUAUAUUCCUGAAGUGUUAUCGUCAGUCCUGUGUAUUAUCUCCGGUUCAACGGAUGAUUGCAAUCAGGUUUCCAGUUCAGACUCAGGUGAUGGUUGCGAUCCUAGGGCAAUGUUUAUACAGGACCCAGUCCUCGUUGAUCGAAUUUUCCGAGUCGCGAAAUCUCGUUUUCCCUAUGAGGCCAUUAAUUUUAUUAAAAUAUGCCGCGUGCUUUCAGGCUCCAAUAUUGUUAACGAUGAUGGCCUACUUUUUGUUGUGCAGGAACUAGAGAACAUGGAAACAUAUACACAGGUCGUCUUUCCUGGCUUCCAGGGGUACCAACCAAUCCGGGAAGAUGAAAAUGCCAAUUUCGUUGGCCUAAUCCAGCCCCUACCGAUGCAGGAAACUGCCAUGUCCAAAAACAUGGCUGAAUAUGAAUCGAGUUCUAAUGCGUUGGUUUUUGCUGAGACUUGUGUUGUUCCACAGGAAACUAUCGGCCAGGUCGUCAAUGAGUCAAAACCGGCGGUGAUUAUGUGGUAUCAUCAAUAUAACUGUCUUGGCUUUCUCGGCAUAUGGCUAGAGCAAGCAACUAACAGUCGAGGAUCCGGACACGAACCAGAAGACGAGGAGCUCGCGGAAAUAAUUGGCCUAUUUGCGGACUUGGUCACAUCUACGCAGACCAUUUCAAAACGGAAUAAUUCUGAGUCAGGAGCUAAAAGAAUUCUUGAAAUGGCCAGUGACGGGCUCGAUCGCCAAGGAGAUAUCAUUUCUGUGGUUUUUGACAUCUUCGAGCAAAAUUUGCAAAACGUCAUCAGCAGAAAAGGCUCUUCCAACCGCAGCCUUCAACCGAUUAUAUCCUGUCUACAGUUUAUUAACGCUCUUAUAUCGGUUAUUCCUGGCCGAGUAUGGCCAUUCCUCUCUCGAAGCAGCUUUAUUGGCUCAGACGGGAAAGGUGGGACCCUUGUUAAUAUUGUCUCUUCAAUUGAGGCAAGCUCUGGGGACUUUAGUCUUCUUCACACUGCUAUUCAAACAUUUGAUCUUCUCGUUGAUGAUGUAAUCACACAUUCCGCUGUUCGUCGCACAGCAGGGCGUGUUUCUGCCAAGUCUAGCCAUGUGGCUGAGUUCAGUGCCGGUAUCCCGCCCUAUAUCAUGCGCAACUUCUUAUUGGCAUUGGUACGGGUAAUGGUUGAAGCUUACAAUAGCAACGCAACCUGGAGAUACAAUAAUAUCUCCCAAAAACUUAAAAUGAACACCUCCAUUUCCCUCGCUAUUGAAAAAAUCCUCUAUUCCAUAUAUGCGGUCGAUGACACUUUAGACCUCGACUCCAAGUUAGUGGGUGUAUUCUCAAGUUCGGCAAAAUAUAUCUUGAAAGUUCUUCGACCAACAACAGUCGAAGAACUAUCGUUUAAUCCGCUCCUCCGUACUGUUCUUACCAGUCUUCAGAGCCCUAAUUCGACGAGCAACCUUCCAAACCUUCUGCUCCAUACAAGGCACAUCCAGUCAGCUCUAAAACUAUCAGAACGAUUGAUUCAAGUUGGAAAACUUGUCGGAUCUCCUAUGUCGAUGCUGGAAACUCAAUUAUUCAAAGCAUCCCCCGUAUUGAUUAGGCUAUAUGCUCUGUCUUUUGCCUACAAACUUCCUGUCAUUUCUCUCAUCGAACUCCUAAUAACAUAUGCAGCUCUAGACCCUGAUAUUGAACCGCCUUCACUCCUUGGACACUUAGGGGCCAAAUCAGCCUGCCACUUUCUUGACUGUCUCUCGAAAUUCGAUCGCCCUUUCAGGGACCCUUUGCUCUAUGUUUCAAUAUGGGACCUUCUUUCCACCAUAAUUAGCAAACGCCAGCAAUGGCUUGCUAUUUUCUUUCUUACAGGCUCGUCUGCCAGAGAUUCAUUAAAAAAGAGCGAGAAAGAUAAAUCUGCAACUAUUACUGGGCAACCUUUUUUGGGAAUGUCUCUCGAUUUAUUAACGAAGAUCGACUCAAUUCCGGCACGGGUAGCGAUAGUCGCAUUAGAUUUUGUUGCAAAGGCGCAGGAGCAUUGGAUAUGGGCCACACCACAGAUUAAAAAUCAUUCACAAUUCUUCCCAAAAAUCGUGCAUUUCGUGGCUGGCUUAGAUUUGCGCAAGUGCUCUACCCUGGAUCAGUGCCUCAAUACAAAAAUUGCCGCGCUAGUCGCGGAUAUUUGUGCAGUCCACCUGCAUACUGCGAAAGCAUCACUAGAUAUAUCUUUCAUCAAAACGAUGAUACCCUUGAUCUCCUGGUAUUCGAACAAUGGAGUCAGGGUGGACGGAUACAAUGCUUCUCUGCACUCAAACCUCAGAAAGAAUUUCGAAAUGAAGUACCCUGUUACUACAGCUGGUAAUAUGAAGCGCACUAUGCUCGUACGUCCAGAGCUUGGCGAGAACUAUUUUUAUGAUGUCGACUUGGGCACUACGUUUUUCGGGUACGAUUUUGCUUGGAAUGGGACCCGCCGUCAAGGAUUUGUAGAGGAGGUCAAACGGGCGAAUCUAAACCUGUCCCUAGUUGAAGCCCAAAUGAGUCUUCUUCAAAGUUGGAAAUUUCUUGCUAUAGAACACUGUGCAGAUUUUAUGACGGAUCGUGAAAUUCAGAAAUCGAUGGCACGGGUUGUUCGCCACUGCCUCGUUUCAAACUCACAGACAGUACCAGAUGAAAACAUUUUCUUCAGAGUUCAGCAAAUCCGUGCUGAGUUUGCCUUGGCACUUCUUCAACGGCUUAACGACGUUGGCUCCAGAGGUGCUGAAGUCUUUGAGUUGUUGAGAAUCGCAUGGGAUGCCACGCGCUUCCGAAAUCCAUCAUACGAGAGUGCUCUACUUAACAAUGACACCGAAUACUACGGGUUAAUGCUGAACAUUCUCUUUCUCGCUUUGCAAUUCCAUGUUGCGGGUCCCUCUCGAUCGACACCCGAAGCAAUCAGCAAAAAGCCCGAGAUUUCAUCAGAUUUGGUUCUUGUCCUAGAGAUUAUAAAUGUUGUAGUUGCCCAGGGGUUUAAAUCCUUUACAACAUAUUUGCACGAUGAACCGCAAAGGUGCUCCCCGAAAGAUUUUGCUGUGUUAACAGCAAUUUUACAAACCGCUCUAAGAGUUAAAGACGCGGAUCGUAUUUACGAACAGGUCUCUUUCCAUCUUGCUGAUAACGACACCCCACGAUAUGCAGCAACAUUAUUUUCUUGGUCUUAUCAGCUAACAGUUGAGGGAGACCCGGUCUACGGCGAGCUCAGCAUCUUGUUUCUUCUGGAACUUUCCUGCAUUCCUCUGAUGGCAGAGCAGAUGGCGGCAGAUGGGGUUUUGGUGAAACUGUCGACAUUCCGUCUCACGGAUGUUCUACGUCAGCCACAAGGAUGUGGUCCAUUGGACCCGAUACCCAGAUUAUUCGCAAUCUGGAAUUUAGGAUUUCUUCCCCUUUGCCUCAACCUGCUCUACAGCGUUGGUAGAGCCGCUCCAGAGAUAGCAGCCUUUCUCAACCAGUUCGAAGGGCAGUUACGUCGAGCCUCCAGAUCAUUUUCCUUCAGCCAACCCACCACAACAUCAGGAGCUUUCCCGACUAGUCAGUCACCGCUUGCUAAUAGCCAGUUACCAUCGAGUCAGCAUGUGAAGCGACUUUCUCUUGGUAUGGCUACAGAGGCGUGCUCGUUAGCCCUUAUAUCCCUAAUUAUCAGGAAAUUCCGGGAUGCGGGGGCAGGAGCCGGCGUGGAUUCCCAAAAUAUUCAGGAACUGAAGUGGGACAGGGCGCAAGUGAAAGACGAUAUCGAAUCGCUUUUUGAAAAACGAUCCAUUCUUCGUUCCCGUAUAGUUGCCACAAAUGAAAAGGAGCUUGCAAUGUCCCGGCGAGAGCCUGUAGAUCGCACCGACGGCUGUCAGUCUCAGCUAGAAGAGAAAAUUGUCAAAGAGCUCCAGACAACAGUGAUGUGUCUAACUGAUGGAGAAGGCGUUUAG
Messenger RNA from Paracoccidioides brasiliensis Pb18, 5562 nucleotides. RefSeq lists its product as uncharacterized. Gene Ontology annotation, molecular function: structural constituent of nuclear pore. Gene Ontology annotation, biological process: protein import into nucleus; RNA export from nucleus. The transcript has 4 exons. Bases 1 to 5562 code for a protein of 1853 amino acids. The record is from RefSeq and is a predicted model, not a curated record. Gene Ontology annotation, cellular component: nuclear pore inner ring.